CACGGUACCACCGGCACCGAGUACCGAACUACCGACUGUUGAGUGUUCUAUGGUAUGCACCGGGGAUCAUCCGAACCGAAUAACGAUAGCCUGCUGAUACACUCCGCACUCGUUUUUCGGCGUUCUGUCCGUGUGCCCACCAUAACCGGUCCGCGGCACAUGACGGGAUCGCUUUUCGUUACAACUUCCGACUCUGUUUUACAGUGUCCCGACAACGGCCGUUUUGUGAGCGCAUCUCGCGGGUCAGUGCCGAGCGCUUGCCGCGCUUUCUAAAGGACGGUGGACGCGGCACGUCGUCCAUUACCGACGACUUACCGUUACGGCGUCGCGCACUCCGGCACUCGUCUGUUUGCCGUUUUUUGGCGGUAGAGUUUUUGUACAGUAGAUCGGGAACAAAAGACCGUUUUCUUAUUCUUCGCCGUCGUCAGAGCAAUCGGGUCGUACCCGACGUACCCUGUGGUGACAAACAGGGAACCAGGAGGACUGUACAAAUAUUUAUCAUUCCACUAUGGCGCCGACUACAAGGAGAAUUGCUAGGUACGAGUUACCUAACGAGUACAAAAUAAUUGUUCUAAAAGUAUCUAAAUUUGAUGAUUUGCUACAGAUAUUAUAUGCCUGUAAUGGAGUGGCACGUAGGCCAACAGCUCGUCAAGCCAUACCCAAAAAUGUGUUAGUGGAGCUGAGCAGCAGUCAUAAUAAAGCGUGUAUGUUUUGUGGCCAAAAAGAAAUCAGUGAAAAGUUAUAUGGACUACUCUAUCAGCUCAAUGAUGUUAUUUGUCAUUAUUUUUGUAUUUUAUUAUCGUCAAGAGCCAUUCAAAAUGGUGCAGACAGGGAAGGGAUUUGGGGCUUUUUAUUAAAAGAUAUUAAAGCGGAACUAACUCGAGGAUCCAAAGAAACUUGCUUUUAUUGCAAGAAGAAGGGUGCAACUAUAUCAUGUUGUGGAGCAAAAUGUCGAAAAGUGUUUCAUCUUCCUUGUGGAUUGAAAAAUGGAUCUAUGCAUCAAUAUUUUCAGUCAUUUAAAUCGUUUUGCCAACAGCAUCGAAUUACGCAGGCCAUAGAUUUAGCAGAGUUACAAAAUUCUGCUCCUGUACAAUGUGCUAUUUGUAAGGAUGAUGUAAUACCGUCUCCUUUACCUACUUCUAUUUGGGCUCCGUGUUGCAAGCGUAAUGCAUGGUUUCAUCGAGGAUGUAUUCAAGAUCUGGCAUUAAGUGCCGGUUACUUUUUUAAAUGCCCAUUAUGCAAUAAUGUUGAAAAUUUCAAGUCCCGGAUGCUUACUCUUGGAAUAUAUAUACCAUCACGUUACCUGAAAAAAUUAAAUAACAGGGACGCCUCUUGGGAAACUGUACCAAACGCUUUUGCUGAGCUCUUAGAAAGGCAUAGUUCGUGCAAUGCUUCAAACUGUCUAUGUCCUCAUCAAGAUAAACGAACAUUUCAACAAGAGUCUGGUUCCUGGGAGAUUAUACUUUGCCAUACAUGUGGUUCAAAUGGAACUCAUCGAUUGUGCAGUGCUAUCAAAUGUGAUCAACGCUGGUUUUGUAUAGCUUGCCAAGCUGUUGCAGAUAAUAAAACAAAGAUACCGAAAAAACGAUUAGAAUUACCUAUUCAUGGUAAUUGUAGUGGUAUUUCAGCUGUGUAUGGAGAAGAAGCAUUAUCUCAAAACAGAGGAACGUCUCAACGGCUAAAUAUUCCAAUAAUACGUAAUGUCCCUCAACCAAUAUCAGACGAUCCAAUACUUAUUUCAGAUGAAAGUAAUGAUAGCAGUAUACAGAUUGUAACUUAUAUUGAACCACCAAAACCACCUCCACAAGUUGUUCAAAUGCCUCAAAUUCGGUUGCCAAUAAUAGCUAGCUACACAUCAAUGAGCACGGGGUCUACUAGAAAUCGCUUUAAUCGUAGUUUUCCUGUUUCUUCAAACCAAUCAAAAUCAUUGACAUAUGCCAUGUCAGAAAGUAUUGAUUUAACUUUAGAUGAUGAUGAUGAAAAUAACGCAUGACAUAUGUAUGUAUAUAUAUAAUUGAAUAAUUGGACUACCGGUUGAAUUGAAUAUUUUAUAAUGUUCAGAUUGUAUACACGAUGCUUACCAUGGAGCAGAUUAUACAAUUGAA
Myzus persicae (green peach aphid) is the source of this 2105-nucleotide messenger RNA. Its product is annotated as PHD finger protein 7-like. Gene Ontology annotation, cellular component: nucleus. Bases 509 to 1993 code for a protein of 494 amino acids. The transcript is spliced from 11 exons. The record is from RefSeq and is a predicted model, not a curated record. NCBI's taxonomy places the organism in Eukaryota, Metazoa, Arthropoda, Insecta, Hemiptera, Aphididae.